UCACAGAAAGUUGAAGACUGCCUUACAGUGGUAGGUUUUUUUCCCUUCGCCUUAAGGUUUCCACUCUGGCAGGAUGUUAGUGGCUUUGUUUCCUACCUUGUGUCUGGUUACUGUUAUUCAUGCUCAGCUCUGUCGACCAGAUGCAGAAAAUGCUUUUAAAGUGAGACUUAGUCUCAAAACUGCUCUGGGAGAUAAAGCAUAUGCCUGGAAUAGAAAUGAAGAAUACUUAUUCAAGGCAAUGGUGGCUUUUUCGUUAAGAACACUUUCCAACAGAGAAACAAUAGAAAUUUCCAAUGUCCUGCUUUGCAAUAUUACAAAACGUGUGUCAUUCUGGUUUGUAGUUACAGACCCUUCUAAAAAUCAGACGCUUCCUGCAAGUGAGGUGCAGGAAGCCAUAAGGAUGAACAGAAACAGGAUCAACAAUGCUUUCUUUUUGAAUGACCAGACAUUAGAAUUCCUAGAAAUUCCCACCACCUUUGGACCCCCCACUGAGCCAUCAACCCCUACCUGGAUAAUCACAUUUGGUGCAGUAUUUUUCAUUGUCGCAGUUGGAAUUGUAUUACUGAUUAUCUCAGGAAUCCAUAAACGGAGAAGGAAAAGCAAAGCAUCGAGAGAAACGGGUGAUGUUGAAGACAAACACGAAACAAUGGUGACAAUAGAAAAUGGUAUUCCCUGUGAUACUCUAGAUUCCAAGGAAGGACGUAUUAACAGAGCCUUUCCAGCAGAUGAUGAAAAAUUCACACCGCUUUAAGAAGCAGUUACCUCCUAUUGCCCUAAAGAAACAUAAUUUUGCUGCUGACCAUCUAAAAAUAUCAAGGAAUGACAGAGUUGGUUUUUGGGGUUUUUUCUACUGUGCAUCUUCUUUUGUAAGAAAUUUAGAUGAAAACAAGUGAAGAAGAAAUUGACUCUAAAAGUAGUUGAUACGGGUAAUUUGAAUUUUAAGAAGUUAAUUAAGCAAAUUAUUGUAAAAUAUUUUCCUGAGAAAACAAGGUUUAAGGAUAUUCA
Molecule: messenger RNA, 1005 nt
Organism: Phascolarctos cinereus (koala)
Lineage: Eukaryota; Metazoa; Chordata; Mammalia; Diprotodontia; Phascolarctidae
Gene: CLTRN
Product: collectrin, amino acid transport regulator
Biological process (GO): positive regulation of amino acid transport
Cellular component (GO): plasma membrane; extracellular exosome
Source: RefSeq, a predicted model, not a curated record